Molecule: messenger RNA, 3673 nt
Organism: Pseudonaja textilis
Lineage: Eukaryota; Metazoa; Chordata; Lepidosauria; Squamata; Elapidae
Source: RefSeq, a predicted model, not a curated record
UUCGUGUAUUUUGCUGACUCAUAUCCUGGACUCCCAAGAAGCGCAAAGGAGAAGGAGAAAGGUUGGAUGAAAAUAUCGUGCUAACUCUCUGGUAUUGCUGAGAUACUAACUUUUCUUUUUUGGGGAAGUGCCUCCUCCAUGGAGGAGCUCAGACCUACUCCAGGGCCAGUAAGAACGUCAGUCUUUCCAGAGGGUUUCUCCUUUAUUUUUUCAUGCAAGUUGAUCGAUGAACUUAAAGGUGCCCCGUUGGAAAACCAAGGGCAGGUGACUUUCUUGUAACAACAAGCUUUCCUAUUGGUGCAAACAACCCUUAUUUAAACGAGAGGCACGUCAGCCUAUUGGAUGGCAGUUGCUGGCAGGAAUGGAAGUCAGCCUCAUUUGGGGAUUUAAGCCCAAUCUGGAGAUGUACAAGAGGACUGUUGAAGGUUUCUUCUUCCAUGUGUGGCUGUGACAAAUUGAGCGCCCACUUGAUUUGCCUCCAAAAUGAUGGCUCCUUUCAGAUAGCAAGGAAUGACCUUCACAGAUCAGCUUUGUUUGUUGAUUCGGAGUAGGAACACAGUGCUCUAAGGAUGCCCAGGAGAGGAUUAAUGUUUCAAGCCAGAACGCGAUGGCUUUUUGUCGGGCUGGCUUUGCUGUUGAGUCUGUUGCUGAUCAUGUAUCUCCUGGAGUGCGCCCCGCCGACCGAAAGCAACCGAUCACUUCCUGGCCUCAGAGGAGGGGAUCACUUCGGUAAGGAGCAUUACCAAGCCCUCCUCCAAGAGCAGGAGGAGCACUACCAAAACAGGGCUGCCAGCCUCAAGCGUCAAAUUGCCCAGCUGAAGCUGGAACUUCAAGAGAUGAGUGAGAAAUUGAAGCUGUUGCAGGAUAAGAAAAACCCCAAAGUCCAAAGCGUGGGCUCUCCGGCUGUCAAGGAGCAAACCUCCAACGACCUGUUAGAGUACCUGCAUUCUCAGAUUGACAAAGCGGAAGUGAGUGCCGGUGCCAAGCUGCCCAGCGAGUACGCCGCCAUUCCUUUUGAGAGCUUUACUUCCAUGAAGGUCUACCAGUUGGAGAUGGGACUCACCCGCCACCCGGAGGAGAAGCCUGUCCGAAAAGAUAAGCGAGAUGAGCUGGUGGAAGUGAUUGAGGCCGGCCUAGAGGUGAUCAACAAUCCAGACGAAGAAGGUCAAGAGGAAGAAGACGGAAUCGGGGAGCGGCAGCUUUACAGUGAAAGCGAUUUUGUAGAAGGUUAUUACCGCACGGAGAGAGACAAAGGCUCCCAGUAUGAAUUGUUCUACAAGAAAGCGGACGACAUGGAAUACAGGCAUGUUUCGCUCUUUCGUCCAUUUGGCCCCCUCAUGAAAGUGAAGACGGAGACCGUGGACAUCUCCCAGUCAUUGAUCAAUAUCAUCGUUCCUCUGGCAGAAAGGACAGAGGUGUUUGCCCAAUUCAUGCAGAAUUUCAGGGAUGUUUGCAUUAAUCAGGACAAGCGAAUUCAUCUCACUGUGGUGUAUUUUGGGCAGGAGGGGCUUUCUGAGGUCAAAAGCAUCUUAGAAUCGGUUGCAAGAGAGGCUGACUUCCAUAACUACACUCUGGUUUCUCUGAAUGAGGAAUUCAACCGUGGCCAAGGACUGGAUGUGGGUGCCCGUGCUUGGGAAAAAGGGGAGGUCUUGAUGUUCUUCUGCGAUGUGGAUAUUUAUUUCACGGCUGAAUUCUUGAACAGCUGCCGCCUGAAUACAGAACCAGGCAAGAAGGUUUUUUAUCCGGUGGUUUUCAGCCUUUAUAAUCCUGCCAUUGUCUAUGCUAAUCAAGACGGGCCACCUCCAGUGGAACAGCAACUGGUCCACAAAAAGGAUUCUGGGUUCUGGAGAGAUUUUGGCUUUGGGAUGAUGUGCCAGUAUCGAACGGAUUUCUUGGCCAUUGGAGGUUUUGAUCUGGAAGUCAAAGGGUGGGGCGGAGAAGACGUUCACCUCUACCGGAAGUACCUGCACAGCAACCUGAUGGUGGUUAGGACCCCAGUGCCGGGCCUUUUCCACCUCUGGCAUGAGAAGCACUGUGCCGACGAAUUGACUCCCGAGCAGUACCGCAUGUGCAUCCAGUCGAAAGCCAUGAACGAGGCGUCUCACUCGCACCUGGGCAUGCUUGUAUUCCGGGAAGAGAUCGAGACCCAUCUGCGCAAGCAAGCCUACAAGACUAACAGCGAAGCCAUUGGCUAGAACGAUCUUCGGGGCAACCUUCAGACUCCGUCACUGCUACGAACCAAGUUUGGUUUGGAAGAGCCUUAAUUAACUCAGCUUACAAACAUACAGUGCCUCUCCUCCCCCUCUCUCUCUUUCUCUCUCUGAGUCGAAAGAUUUCUUUCUGCGGCCAGGUAUCGCCAAGAACCUCGCCAGAGGAGCGUUCACCCAAUGGAAGUCUUUCCCUUCACUUUCGACAAGUCGGACGUUGCGCGUGGGGUGGGCCGGGCUGGGCCAGGACGAAGAAGAAGACAGCACACCUGUUGCGUUUUCCACUUUUCAUAGCUUGGGUUCUCUCACCUGCAUUCCGCGAAGGUAUGGAUCGCCCUCUCCCGUUUCCCGCACUAGUUCUGCAUUCUUCCUUUCCUUCUUCUUUUUUUAGAACCGACACGGUACGUUCGCCCUUCGAUGGGCCCUUCGAUGGGAAGAGGCAGAAGGGGGUGUGAUUGUACCGACUGACAUAUCAUUGCAGCUGGAACUGCUCAGUUUGCCUUAUCAGGAACAUCCAUCCACUUGCAAAUAAAUAAAUAAAUCGAGAUGUUGAGUUUCUAAAAAUAAAAAAUAAAAGACCGUCGAAGAGUUUAUGAUACAGUCGCCGUGCGGUACUUGAGUGGAUUGUACACGAGUUGAGCUUUAUAUACUGUUUGCUUAUCCUAGUUCCUGGCCAAUUUUUUCUUUUUCUUCUGAAUGUUUGGUGACCUAGAACAAGCAAGGGUUUAAAUAGUUCAAUCCAGAUCCUCUUGGCUCUUCAGAGGAAAGUCGUAGCGUUUCCGUCCCUGGACCGAGGUGGAGAGCAUCAGAAAAUUACCCUGAAAGUUAGAAAGAAGACAACUUGCUAACUAUCUCCUUUUUAUAUUUCUUAGCUUUGGGCGCACAAGUCCAUCUAUUCAGGAUGAAUUGGAAUGAACAUUAGUGGCAGAAAAGUGGAAUUAUGCUUUCUCUCUCUCUCUUUUUUAAAAAUUUAUCCAUUUCAAACAGGAUUUGUCAAAGAGAGGCCCAGAAUUCUCCCAACAAAUUCCUGGAUAACGAAAAGAAGACAGGGUUGGGAUAUUUUCUUGGUCUGAAUCGCCGUAUACUAUUCCGGCUCAUCCCUUUUUAACACAUAGUUUGCUUUUUCUAUAACAUUGUGGAGAACGCAUAUUAUUUAUCUGACUUGGAGAGAAUGUCACGGGGCUUGUUGUUGUCAUGUCUUUAUAAAUAAAUUCAAUAUUCCUCUCUUUUAAUAUUUGACUGGUUUCUUCCUUGGAACUCAGCCCGGGGGGACGGGGGGAGAGAAUAGGGGGAAAGAGAAGCAGCUACACCAAAGAACUCCAAAUUGUGAGGAGUUUGUGAGGCCAGUAUGGAGAAUGGGCUGUUGUGAGCCUUCUGAACAAAUGGGUUGCUUGUAAGCUCACAGUAAAGGAAUGUUUUUUUAAAAAAACAAAUAAAUUUUAUUAAUUUUCUAUUAAUUACAUUCC